This is a messenger RNA of Suillus paluster, 629 nucleotides long. RefSeq lists its product as uncharacterized. The transcript is spliced from 5 exons. Lineage: Eukaryota; Fungi; Basidiomycota; Agaricomycetes; Boletales; Suillaceae. The record is from RefSeq and is a predicted model, not a curated record. Bases 36 to 473 code for a protein of 145 amino acids.
CUCAAUCUUCUGUAACAUUCAAUUGCAAAGAUACUAUGGCACCUGUCACCAUUACUAACUCAAGCGGCGAGACGAUCCACGUCAGCAUCACUAACUACGAGGACCAAGGCUCAAUGGCCUUCUUCCGUAUCAAUAAUGGCAGUGCUGAGGUCUGGCAGCGAGACAGAAUUCAAUCUAUGACCGUGUUCAGGCACGGCAAUCCGGUCCCGGAUGUCCUUGUCGUGCAGCCUGACUCGCAGCACAAUUGGUAUCGCGGGACUAGUAUGCUGCGUUUCGAUCCUGAACGUUCUGAACAUUAUAUCGGUACUACGACCACUUGGUGGCAGAUGAUGCAUCUGAGUCUCUUCAAUCUCCUAGUAUGGUACCAUGAUGCAGGCAGGAAUUUUGUCCCACCUACGUACCCAGACGCUUCGACACCUCCCUUAAGUUCCUUCCGCGCUGAGAGCAUACUCACACUCUUCGGUAACCUCUGACUCCAGUCUUGACUGCACCCAUAUUUCCGAUCGUCAGAUAACACCGUUCCAUUCCCUGACCCAUUGAAAUUCGAUAAUCAUUGCCCCACAGAUAACUGACAUACUCACCAAACCACUACCGAAAUAAAAACAUGCGUAAUGUUCAUAUUCUCGUUG